Salvelinus fontinalis (brook trout) is the source of this 1642-nucleotide messenger RNA. Its product is annotated as tumor necrosis factor ligand superfamily member 10-like. The transcript is spliced from 6 exons. Gene Ontology annotation, cellular component: membrane. The record is from RefSeq and is a predicted model, not a curated record. Gene Ontology annotation, molecular function: tumor necrosis factor receptor binding. Lineage: Eukaryota; Metazoa; Chordata; Actinopteri; Salmoniformes; Salmonidae. Gene Ontology annotation, biological process: immune response. Bases 227 to 1108 code for a protein of 293 amino acids.
UUGGUUUAUUUUUAGCCAGAACCGAAAGUUCCUCCAAGACUCCGUCAAGUUUUUCUUCGCCGUGGCUUUGCCUGCUGUCCUGACUCUGACUUUCCCUCUCCUCCCUCUGCCUGUCGCUCUCUCACUCUCUGCUGGAGGGAGGGGGGGACAGAAGUUAGCUACCCUCUGCUCCGUUUUUGUUCUGGAACCGGAGCGGAACAGAGAAGGGCGUGAGGCGGUGUUCGGUAUGGCGGGAGGCUCAAGCGGCGUCUCAUUUCUCGGGGUUUUGCUGCUCGCUGCGAUUCUGGUGCAGACCGUGGCCGUUACUGUCACCGUGCUAUACUUCACUAACGUCCUCAACACGAUGAAGGAGAUGUUUGCAAGGAGCAGUGUGUCGUGUCUGACACGGGCCGACCUCAGAGGGGGAUACAUACGCUCCUCCACCGAGGGGAGAGGAGACCCCUGCUGGCAGGUCACACAGCAACUACACAUCCUCAUAGAGAAGUCUUUGUCUCAGCGAUAUCAGAGGGAGAUCUCCUCAGCAGUUAGAGCUCUCUCUCUGUCAGAUGAGGUGUCCAGGGUGUUGCCCUCACUGGUGAUGGAGGACCGGGCUCCUUCUCGCCCCAAAGUCGCCGCCCACGUCACUGGCAGCUUGGCUCCCAAAGCAGAGAGGGAGGGAGGAAGUUCUCCGGGGCGACGUGUGCAGGGGCAGAAGAUCUCGUGGUGGGAGGGGCAUAAAGGGCUGGCAUUCCUUCAGGAAGUCAGAUUGGUUGACGGGGAGCUGGUGGUACCUCGCCCAGGACUCUAUUAUAUCUAUGCCCAGACCUACUUCAGACACACCCACCCCGAGGGAGAGGAGGGGGAGGAAGAGGAGGAGGAGCAGAGGGGGAGACCCAUGCUGCAGUAUGUCUAUAAGAAAGUUUCCUCCUACCCGGUACCCAUCCUGCUGAUGAAGACAAGCAGGACCUCCUGCUGGUCCCGGGACUCCCAGUUCUCUCUGCACUCCGCCCACCAGGGGGGGCUGUUCCCAUUGGCUGCCGGAGAUCACCUCCUCGUCACCGUUAGCAAUGCCUCCGCCAUCGACAUGGAUGAGAGGAGCAGCUUCUUCGGGGCUUUCCUGGUCAGCUAGAGGUCAGGGGUUCGUCUGUAUGGUGACUCAGAGGGCUGGAACCUGGGAUACACACUGUUUGGGAGCCAUGUAUGUGUACUGACAGACAAAUAAUUUGAGAGCUGUGUGUGUGUUGUACAAAGCUUUAAGCUCUGUGACUGUGCUGGACAUGUGAGCGGAGCUUGUGUGGUUAUCCAAUCAUCUUCCACCCUGGUGCCUAGGAUCCAGCCUUCGCUCAUGGCUCAUCCAAUGAGCUGUGUCCAAGGCCAGCAGGCCUGUGUUGAUUGGAUGAAAAGCAGCUGAGUGGCGUGAGGUAGGGGUUCAACGUCUGCUUUAUAACUUCAUUGGACAAAUGACCAAUAAUCAACCAAUGAAAAGUGAAGGGAUGAUUGUGAAUAAGUCUUAAUACUCUUUUCAUCCAUCCUAAAAGGAUGAGUCUCCUUCUCCUGUUUGUAUGAACUCAGAGAUGAUUUUAAUGUAAAUAUGAACGUGGGGUGUUUUGGUGUUGUGGUUCUGUGUUAUAACUGUAUGGACAUUGAAUGUUGUUUGAUUGUA